CAGUCACACUGGUCGGAAGAAACACGAGGGGAAGGAAUCGUCAUUAUUUUUAAAAGGCAACUUUUCGUUUCAAAAUGUGCUCGAACUAUUGUUGAAAAAUUUCCAAUUUUAUUGAAAAUGUCAAGCCGGAACGAGUUUUGUUUAAAAUCCGCCUAGAUCGAAGCGGAACUUCUUUCCUAAAGCCCUAGAAAGAGUGUCGGAGUGUGUGUGCUAGUGUGCGUGUGUCGGUCGUCCGCAGUCGGUGAGAAGCAAGGCAAAGAGAGAACCAGAAAAGUGGUAGCGAUUGUGGCAGCGCGGCAACGAACCUCUGUGAAGGACGUGUCGCGGUCGGAGACGAGACAGGGGGCUGGACUAUCGUGGCGGAGGAUCUGCAAGGAUCUCAAAUGUGCCGCAGCUAACCGAAGCCGACAGCAUCACCAGAGGCAGCAGCCAUAGAAAAGGCGGAUGCUGUUCAUUUCACACCUCCCCACCGCCGCCCCCAUUAUUCUCAGCCUUAUUCUUGGUUAUCACCCGUAACCGUAGCGACUUUGAGUUGUCCCAGGAAGCGAUAGCAGAUAUUCUUCAAAAUUCCUCCACAAACACCCACGAGCAGCAGGAGCAUCGCCAUGCCCGUUUCAAUGGCUGUAUGCGAAACGGCGAAUGUCGUCAACGCUGCGCUCCGCGAAUCGCUUGGCGUCGGGAACGGCAGCAGGGCUGCUGACGAGGCUAUAAAGACCGGCAGGGGCGGCGGCGAUUCAGACUCUGAAAUCCAUAAUCAGAUUGCUGUCAGUGCAUAUGCAAAGCGGAUUUUGAUGUCCAAAAUUGAAUACGAGGAGGUACCCAGCUACCAAGAGACGGUGCUGGAACAGCUGAAGAACAAGUACAUCGUCAUCAAGCAACCCAGCAACAGCAACAACCACAGCAGCUGCAACGGGAGCAACUUUGGCAACAGCAAAGUUGUGGGAGCAAAUGGACACGAAAAUAACGGCAAUAAUGGUCAUCGCAAGCAGUCGCAGUCCCAGUCAGAGUCCAAUCAAUCGGGUCCGAAUCCCAACGAGCUGCCCAAACCGAAGCGUGUCCUGUAUCCCCGGGAGAACAUCAGGAUCGGGUGGAAGCAAUCGGAGCGCAAGUGGCAGGUCGGCACGGGCAUGAUAAAUGUGGGCAACACCUGCUACCUCAACUCCACGCUGCAGGCCCUCUUCCACAUACCCGCAUUGGCCAACUGGCUCUACUCGGAGCAGGCCCAUCUGGAGAACUGCAACAUCACCGAGUCCAAUGGCGGUUGCAUAAUCUGCGCCAUGGCCAAGACGCUGCAGGCGACACAGUCGAAUCAGUCGGCCAUGCGGCCGUUCCACAUCUACUCGAAGCUCAAGCAGAUCUGCAAGCACAUGGUAGUGGGGCGGCAGGAGGAUGCACACGAGUUCCUGCGCUUCCUAGUCGAGGCCAUGGAGAAGGCGUACUUGAUGCGUUUCCGCAACUUCAAGGAGCUCGACCAGCUGGUGAAGGAGACAACGCCACUAAAUCAGAUAUUCGGUGGCUAUCUCCGAAGCGAGGUGCGAUGCCUCAGCUGCAGCCACGUCUCGAUCACCUUCCAGCACUUCCAGGACCUGCUGCUCGACAUACGCAAGUCGGACACGCUCGAGGAGGCGUUCGACGGUUACUUCUCCAGGGAGCGACUCGAGGACAUGGGGUACAAGUGUGAGGGCUGCAAAAAGAAGGUUUCGGCCACCAAACAGUUCAGCCUGGAGCGGGCACCCAUCACGCUGUGCAUUCAGCUGAAGCGCUUCUCGAUGAUUGGCAACAAGCUGACCAAGACGAUCAGCUUCAAGCCACGCAUUGACCUGAGUAGGUUUGCUGCCCGCUCGCCGGCGGCUGCCGCCCAGCCACUCACCUACCGCCUCGUCUCCAUGGUCACCCAUCUGGGAGUUUCGCAGCAUUGCGGCCACUACACGGCCAUCGGUCUGACCGAGCCGGGCAGCUACUACAACUUCGAUGACAGCUACGUGCGCCCCAUUGCCAUGCAAAGUGUGUGCAACACCAACGCCUACAUCAUGUUCUACGAGCUGGACCUGUCCCAGAGCACGCCGCUCAAGAGCAAUGGCAUGCGGCUGACCAAUGGCCAUGGACCAGUGGCCGUCCCGGCCACAGUCUCCUCAUCCACACCCACGCACACACGUUUCAUUGGCCCCCAGCUGCCGCCUGGCGGUAUCAAUGGGUAUAGCAAUGGUCAUGCCAGCAGUCCAAAUGCCCAGAAGACUGCCAUUCAGUUCAAGCAGCAGCAUCAGCAGCAGCAACAACAGCAACAGCAGAACGGUCUCCAAGUGGGGACUGGAAAGUUUCAGGAGUCUGCCCACGCGAAGUCUCCACUGGCUGGCUCAUACAAUAAAGGCGAAGCUUCUCCAGCUACAACUGCAAAUGGUAACAAAAGUUCCUCCCUCUCCGCCAGCAAUAGCAACCACAACAAAUUGGUGGUGAGCCAACAACAACAACAACAGCACCAGAACCAGCACCAGCAAAAUUAUCUGCCAAUAUCCUCCGAAGAAGAGGACAGCGAAGACGAAGCGACGGCAAAGGCCAGGCCGACGGCACAGCUGCCCAGCAUGCCCAAGAUGUUGGAGGAUAGCAUCAGCAUCAGCAGCGACAAGCCAAAGACUCCGUUAAAGGUCCCAGUCAGGGCGAACCUCGUGAAGAGUCCAGUCAAGACGCCACUCAAGAGUCUGGUGCCGUACGAGUCUGCCUCCGAGGAGGAUGAGCCAGUGCCGAAUCCACGAAAACGUCGCAGUGAUUCAGAUUCUAGCGACUCGGACAGAGAGUCGGGCAAGAUCAAUGGUCAUGCCAAGACGAACGGAGGCAGCCUUACGAAUGGAAAUGGCUUGGGCAAGGCCAAGUCUGUUCUGCCUACAUCCUCCUCAGCCUUGGCCUCCGCGUCAGCGCCCGCCGCUUCGUUGGUAAACGUUAACAGCAGCAACAGCAAACAAAAGACUGAUGCGAUAGACGAGAUAUUCAAGAGCCUCAACAACUAUCAAAGCAAACACAAGCCAACAUCGCCAGCCGACGAUGAGGAUAGCGAUGAUGAUGAUGAUGAGGAAGACGCGGAGAACAAUAAGCUCACCAACGGCUGGCAGCCACAGAAACAGUCACAAUCGUUGUCACAAAACAAAGCCCCGCCUUCACCCAAGACGCCACCCUCGCCGGCUGUCAUUAAAUCAAAGACGGGCAUCUGGAAGGUCACUCGCAACGAUGAUAACAAAGAUGAGGAUGAAGACGAUGAUGAUGACGAUGAUGAGGAGGAGCAGGUGGUGUCAACGCCAACGCCAGCUAAAAACCAUCGCAAUCCCUUUGCCAAGUCACCCGCAGAGUCGCCCGCAUCCACUGGCGCCAAGCGGCAGAAGCUGCUCAAUGGCACCGCUGUCAAGACGCAUCUGUCACGCGUGGGCAAUGGCUACCAGAGCGAGGCGGCAACCAAUGGGAAUGUCGUCAACGAGCUGCUGAAGCAGACGCAUCGCGGCUACGGCUCCACCUCCGUGCUCAGUUGGAACGGCAAGCCAGCGGAACUGGACAAGGAGCUGGUGGCGGAGGCGCGAGAGCAGAGGCAGCGCGACCACGAAGAUGAGGAGGAGAACGAAAUGGAUCGUGGACGUCAGCGCAAGGUGAAGUCCGCCACGGUAAAGGCCAGCAACAGCAGCACGCCCGGCUACAAUCCAUUCCAGGAGAUGGAGAGCCAAAAGCGCUGGCACAAGUCCAGCAAUGGCGGCGGCGGCGGUGGUGGUGGCAGCAAUCCGCGUUACCACAAUCAGAGCUAUCGACACAAUUUCCAGCAACGCAACAAGUUCAAAUUCCAUCGGUUUAGUGGACCUGGCAGCGCAAAGUUCCAGCAGCAGCGGGGCCUGCAGCGCCAUCUGGCCGCCGGUGGCGGCUACAAUCGUCGCCAGACGACGGGACAGCAGCAGCAGCAGCCGCAGCAGUCCUCCUCCUAACUGCCACUUGUGGCGGAUGAGGAUGCAGGUGCGACUGGAGCCUGUGCAUUUGUUAUUGGAUUUCGAUUGCGAGUUCGGAUGAGUUUUUUAAACGUUUUUUAACUGCUGAUUGAACAUGUUUUAGGAGUAGGACUUGUAAGCUAUAAGCUAGAGCAUAACUGUUGCGCCACCACCCCCCUACCCACAUAGAAAGCGCCCCCAAACCCCUACCCACUAAGCCAGUCGUAUGAUUAUGUUAUAAGAGAAAAGAGAAUUGCGAGAUAUCCCCUUCGUAUGGCAUUUUAUAUAUAAAUAUAUUUAUUGUGUUCUGAAAGAUUAUCGUUCGGCAUAUGCAGCAGCAGCAUCUUAAGAAAAUUAUCGCAAAAUAUUUAUAACAAAAAGGAAAGGCUAGCCCAGCCAGCCCUAACCAAAUUAAAGCAAAACAAACACAAAAACAAAACCACUUAAAUACUACGAUAUAAACGAGCUGCAGAUGAUGAUGGAAUAAACAGCAAACCAAUAUAAUUUUAAGAGACUAAAAACCAACCCCAAUUGUACAUAGAAUAACAAAAACAAUGAGCGUUUAGAUUAAAACCACAGUGAAACUUGAUUGUAAUUUUAA
This is a messenger RNA of Drosophila guanche, 4557 nucleotides long. RefSeq names its product ubiquitin carboxyl-terminal hydrolase 36 (gene scny). The transcript has 4 exons. Gene Ontology annotation, molecular function: cysteine-type deubiquitinase activity; cysteine-type endopeptidase activity. Gene Ontology annotation, biological process: regulation of apoptotic process; protein deubiquitination. Gene Ontology annotation, cellular component: nucleus; cytosol. The record is from RefSeq and is a predicted model, not a curated record. The coding region runs from base 606 to 3956 and encodes 1116 amino acids. NCBI's taxonomy places the organism in Eukaryota, Metazoa, Arthropoda, Insecta, Diptera, Drosophilidae.